ACAAAAAAGAAAUAAAUGCUAACGAAGAGUAUCGUGUAUAUAGAAAUGUUUGAUCAAUAUUCUCGCACUUCAAAAGAAAAUUCCUUUGAACACCAUGGAUACCAAAAGUUCUCCAUUAGAUCGUUCUAUAAAUGUCUCGGUGUGUCAUUUUAGACGUUUUUUAGCAAUUGCUGCAUAUUUUUAUAGUGUAUUUUAUAUUUUUAUUAUUAAAUAAAUAUGGACGAAAGCGACAUGGAAGAUGAGGAGAUGAUGGGGGAGGAAGAGUCUGACGAAGAGUUGGAUCCCAAUAAUCCAGAUGAUGCUUUCAAAAUUUUGGAACGAGAUUUUAACAAGACUUUAGCUCAACUGGAAAGCCAACCAGAUGCAAUCCAGUAUGCAGACGAGUUCGCCAAAAUCUUCGAAGCCGCAUUCAAACUCAAAAUUCACGAGGGAGAACUUACUGAAGAGAAUGCCGAAAUGUCUAAAACAAUCGCCGAGCAGGAAGACAAAAUCGAUCUUGCUCGGAGUUUGGCGAUCAAAGAUAAAGAAACAAUCGAUGAGCUAAAACAAAACAUCAUACACGUGUGUAAACUAGCAGAUGCUGCGCAUUACAGGGAGCAAGCUGCGCAGGAGAUAAUCGAUAAUUUGAGGAAGCAGGUCGAAACUUUGAAUGCCGAGAUCGAUUUCAAGAAUAAAAUGGCCACUGAUUCAGAAGAUGCUGGAAAGAGUCACAAAGAAAAGGACAUGCUACAAAGAGAAAAAGAAAGACUGACAACUGAAAAUGGGUAUUUACAACAAAAACUGGAAAAUUGUAAUAUUUACACUGAAGAACUGGAAGAAAAAACUGGUGAAGCAAACCUAAAAAUAAAUGAACUUAGCGGGCAAGUGGAGGACCAAUCAAGUGAAAUAGAUAGGAUGAAAAAGUUCAGGGAAAAACUUGAAGAAGAGUUAACUCUGACAAAUAUAAUCGUAGAUGAAAAGGAGUUAAAAAUAAACGAACUUAACAACGACAUAACCCAGCUAGAAAAAAGAAUUGUAGAUCAAAGCGAAGAAGCCAAAAAUCAAAAAGUCCACUACAUGAGAAUCACAAAGGAGUUUAUCCUGUUGGAGGCCAAAUAUUCCAAAUUGUUCAACGACCAUCAAAAAGUAUUUAUAACGAUUGACCAAGCUAAAAAAGACUUGCAAGCAAAAGUUUUGGACUUGAAGGCCGUCACAGAUGAAGUUGCACAUUUAAAAGCCGAUUAUACGAACUUGAGUUUGCAAAGAGAUGGAUUGGAGAAGCAAGUUUUUAAACAAACGACGACAUCGCAAAAUUUAAUGGAGGAGAGGAAUGGGUUGAGACAAAAAAUCGCCACCAUAGAAAAAGAGAUAUUAGAGCAGAAAAAGGAGAUCCUGGAGCACAAAAGAAUCGAGGAUGAAGCUGUCAAAGAGAAGAACAACAUCGCCAAGCAAGUUACAAAGGCUACAGCAGUCAAUAAGGAGCAAGCGAGACUGAUAAAAAUUCAACAAAAGACGAAAGAAAAACUGGAAACUGAUUUGGAUUUAUACUACAUCGAAAACAAUCGCCAAAAAAAAGACAUCAGCAGUCUGCAGACAGAAAAAGACCGCUUCGCAGAAGCACAAAUACAGUUAAACAAAAAAAUUGAUGACCUCAUGGAGGAUGUCCGUCAGAAAAAAGUCAUGAUAUUCGAUUUAAAAAGAACCAUAACAGAAAACAUAAAUAAAAUCCGGCAACAGCAAAAUAUGUACGAAGCUGUGCGAGCGGAGAGAGCUUCACUGCAAAAAUCGUUGGAGCAUUGCUCAGCAGAUUCCGAAGAAGUUAAGAAAAAAUUAAAAAUUACUUUGUUUCAAACUGAACAGUUGAAAGAAGAUAUAUCUUCGAAGGAACAAGAGUUGAUAAAGCAAGAUACAGUCAUGAGAAAGGUUGUUAAAGAACGAGACAACCUUAAAGUUGAUGUUGAUAAAGGGUUGGAGCAAAUAGUAAGCCUAAAAUCAGAAAUUAAAGAUAUGCAGGAUGAGGAAAAACGCCUAAGACAAACCAUAUCAACUAGCAACAAAAAAAUACGUGAACAAAUCAAAAACAUUGAACAACUAAUGAACGAAAGAGAUGUCUUAGGUUCCCAACUGGUCAGAAGAAACGACGAGCUAGCUCUGAACAACGACAAAAUUAAAAUACUAAUAACGACGUUACACAGAGGUGAAGCUCAGUAUGACCAACGUUUGGGAGAUAUACGACUACUGAAAAUCGAAGUUAAAAGACUAAGACAAGAAAAAUUGCUGAUGGAAAAGUCGGUGAUGAAUAUGAUCGAUUUUAGACAGGAGGUUUUUAGAUUGGAAAGGGAUUUGACCACUACGAAAUUGAAAUGUCGGGCUUUGGAGGAGGAGCUACAUAAUCCGGUUAAUAUACACCGAUGGAGGAAAUUGGAGGGGUCAGAUCCUAAUACCUUGGAGUUGCUGCAGAAAAUUAAAAUCCUGCAAAAGAGGCUUUUAAAGCAAUCGUACGAUGCGGUCGAAAGGGAAAAACAACUGAAAGAGUCAGAGCAGUUGUAUAUGAAGUUAAAGGAAGUUUUGGCACAUCAACCAGGACCCACGAUUAGAGAGGACCUUAAUAAGGCGCAGAAAGGACUGAAGCUGAAGGACGAUAAGUUAAAGGUGCUGGUAUCCGAAUUAAACAUGGCAGAACUGAAAUCCAGCGAAUACAAAUCUCAGCUAGAGAAAAUCACCGAAGACCUCAAAGAAAUCAAAAUGAAAUACAUGCAAGCAAAAAAAGAAAACCGAAUGAAACGCAUGGGCACCGCGGCAACGUCGGAAUUACAUCGAACGCAGAGCCGGCAACCCAGCGAAGUAAAAUUCACCGGUGGCGGGUUUAGAAUGUCUGUGCCGCAAAUUCCGCUCAAAUAAUAAGUUUAUCUUUGAAUAAAGACUUUUAUUUAUCAAAAAAAACGUUGUUAUUUUGUGUUAGAGUGUUUUGAAGUUGUUAGUUUGAAAUGGCAAAGGUUCUGGAAGUUUGUGUUGACAGUAUCGAGUCUGCGGUUUCCGCCAUCCGAGGUGGCGCUGAUCGACUCGAGUUGUGCUCUUCGCUCAUAGAGGGCGGUCUGACCCCGACACCGGGCCUCUUGAUUCAAAUUCAAGCGGUAAACCACGUGAAAAUACCGAUUUACUGUAUGAUAAGAUGCCGGCCGGGAAAUUUCGUGUACAAACCCGAAGAAAUCGAGAUUAUGAAGGAGGAUUCCAAAAUAUUACGCCGAUACGGCGCCGAUGGUUUCGUUUUUGGUGCGCUGUUGGAAAACGGCGAUGUCGACAUGAAAACUUGCAGAGAAAUAAUUAAAUCAUGUCAUCCGCUGCCUGUCACUUUUCAUAGAGCGUUUGAUUUUUGCAAACGUCCCACAAUCGAAAUCGAAGUAAUCAUUGAUUUGGGUUUUCAGCGUAUUUUAACAAGCGGCAAACAAAAGUCGGCUCAAAUGGGCGUGAAGUUGAUUAAAAAAUUGCGCGAUCAGGUCGGGAACAGGAUUAAAAUCAUGGCGGGGGCCGGAAUAAACAAAGAUAACAUCGAAUUUAUCUACGAACAUACUGAGUGUAACGAAAUUCAUGGUUCAUUUAAAAAGUUGAAGGAAGUGAAGUCUGCCGAAGAGUCUGAGAUUAUUUUAGGAGAGAAAGACGACCAAAUUUACGUGACCGAUGAAAAUGCCGUCAUUGAAUUUAACAAUAUCUUUAAGACAAUUUAGGUUUAGGAAAAGUUAUUUUUAGCUGAAUAUUCUAACAAUUACUGAUGUAAGUAUUAUACCUAACCAUGAAGCAUUGCGUUCUUGUUUUUUGUUCACUUGUUAAUGUAAAUUGUUGUAAAAAUUAAAAAACGUAUUUUUUGAAUUGUGUAUAUUUUAUACCUAGCAUUAUGGACGACCCCUUAUAAAGGGAGUCAUGCUUUU
Messenger RNA from Brassicogethes aeneus, 3905 nucleotides. The record is from the annotation of a GenBank genome assembly. Lineage: Eukaryota; Metazoa; Arthropoda; Insecta; Coleoptera; Nitidulidae.